Triplophysa dalaica is the source of this 3266-nucleotide messenger RNA. It is a transcript of the gene vgll4a, whose product is annotated as vestigial-like family member 4a. Bases 612 to 1349 code for a protein of 245 amino acids. Gene Ontology annotation, molecular function: transcription coactivator binding. The record is from RefSeq and is a predicted model, not a curated record. The transcript is spliced from 5 exons. NCBI's taxonomy places the organism in Eukaryota, Metazoa, Chordata, Actinopteri, Cypriniformes, Nemacheilidae. Gene Ontology annotation, biological process: negative regulation of DNA-templated transcription.
CUCGGUUUGCGACAUCUGCAGACAAAUCGAUUUAUUUAUUUACAGUUUUAUAAAGAUUGUGGUCACAAUUGUGAUAAUGGUAUAAAUUAGGAAAUUAAUUAAAUAAAGUCGCGUUCUUAAUGUCAACAAUUAAAAUAUAUUAAAAAAUCUAACGUACUUUUUUCCUGUCAGGCGGAAACGCAAUGGUUCUCUUCCCGUCGAGCUGUUAAUUUAGCAGUUUUAGCAUCACAGAUUAAUACCAUUACACAACAAAUUAUCCUAUGUCUGACAUAUUAAGUUGCUUUUUUCGUACUACAGUGGAUACGGUUAACGUUACGAGUCUGACUUUAAAUUACAUUUAUAUUGAUAAGUAAAUAACUGAAAGUUAGAUUUGGAACGUUCGCAUCUGACUAACUGAACGAGCUAACAGUUAAACUAGCCUCGUACUAAAAACAUUGUAGUUUUGAACACAAUUUCGACUUUCAACUGUCAUUAAGUGUAGGGUUGCGAAUGUCUUUCUGCCCGAAACGCGAUGUAUGUAUCGGUCGCAAAAUAUGCAAAGCUAUGUGGAUGUAAUUUACAUGAGCUGGAGUAAAUGAUCUGUGAACUGCUUCAAAUGUCAAAGUGCUAAAAUGGAUCUUUUGAUCAAUCAGUUCAUCAAUAAAAUGAACAAUAACAACAGUCGAUUUCAUUAUAACGUUAGUUCAUAUAAGGAUGACUCAGGAGUAUCUAGGGUUCAUGAGGUAAACCCAGGACCCCCACCUGUGAGCCCAACUAAGAGAAAACACCAUGAAGACAGCGAUUGUGAUGAAGAACAAAUGAACAAAAUGAGUCGAUUACUGGCAUUCCAACUGGGAGGUCUUUAUGCAAAUACUGGAAAUCAGGAUUCAUGGAAUUACAGUUCCUUUCAACACACAACUCUCGUUGGUCCUCAAAACCACCAUGUGUUCACACCUUUUCCCAUUUUUGCGAUGGAUCAACCUCUUGCAUUGUCAAAGCACACCUCAGAUUCUGCUAGGAGCACACCUUUGUUACCUGGAACCAACAUGGAUCGACAGCAGAAUCGUCCAUCUGUGAUCACCUGCGGCCCUGCGAGCAAGCGCUCAUGCAGUCUGUCUGGCUGUCAUAUGUCUCAUCACAGCUGCACCUCUGCAUCCGCCAACAAGAGCAACGUAAACACCAUGUGUGAUCCUGUGAUAGAGGAACACUUCCGCCGUAGUCUGGGGAACAUCUACACAGAGCCCGGCUCUAAAUUAGUGUCCAUCACAGGCUCAGUUGAUGACCACUUCACUAAAGCACUGGGAGACACCUGGUUACAGAUCAAAUCCAGAGACUGUGGCCCAACAGCACCUGAGCCCAAAUCAUCAUGAGUCAUCUUACCACAGUCCUGCGUAAGAAUAUCACUUGUGAAUUGUUUGUCCGUAGUCUGACGUCAUGCAUCACUGCUUCCAGGUCCAAGCGCUCUAUCAGAUGCCAUAGACAAAAAUGCUAUGAUAUAGUUUUGGGCGUGCUGUAAAACUAUCAAACAACCUUGAUCCUAACCUUUAUCUCCAUAUCGAAAUCCCAGAUGGCCAGAUAGUGAUUCAUUUUUCUUCAUUCUUAAAGAGUAAAUAUUACAAUGUCCUUAAAAUUACAUUUCAUGCCAUGUUUAAUGUGUGUGAAUGUAACAAACAGCAAAGUUAUUGAAAAAUGAAGUUGACUCUGAAUGAUGCAAACGAGUGGCCUGUCAUUCUAAUUUCAGUUAAGGGUCGGAUUUUUUGUGCCCGCCUGGGUUCAAUGUACGACACUGCACGCGGUAGACCAAUUACAGCAGACUAGACCAUCUGACAAACAAAAUCAGUGUUGGAAGACACAAAGGAGGGGAUUAGACAGAUGAUCGCCUAAUUAAUGAUUUGAGAGUCAGUCAAAAAGCAUGGUAAUAAUAACUGCCCAUUAUUAGAAAAUGAAAGUAUUUUUACACUAUGUAUGAACGUAAACUUGUUGGACACUCAAUAAACCAAAGUAAAACCUUAAAAAUCACAAAUUAUUUACUCUUUAAUUAUAAACAUAUUGAUAGAGAUUCCGUGAGCCUAGAGAAUGAAAUAUAUUACACUCACAGGUGUUCACUCUAGAGUGAACACUAUGAGGUGAUAAAAGUUUGGCAUUAAUAAGUUAUAUGAAUAAAUAGUGUUUGUAAAUGGCUGUUGAAAAUGGAACACUCACGUAAAACAAGUGGAUCCUUGGGAACGGUAUUCUUUAGCGAUAUGACCUAACAAGCUGAUAGGCACCUUACAGACAAACAAAGUAUAUAUGAUGGUCAACCAAAGGACUCUUUAAAAUUGUUCAAGACCCAUGUGUGUUUCAAAUGCAAUAAAAGAAUCUUCUUUCAGCCACAACAUUUGACCUGGACGUGACAGUUCAUGAGCUCCAACUUUAGCUUUAGCUGCCUGUAAUUCCUGUUUUUAAACUCAAAUAGCUGCUAUCUGUUGUAGAUUUUUUUACUCUCUUUACUUUGAAUAUAUUUUUUGUAAGUAACAUUCUCAAUAGAUCCAACUGCUGGGACAGUGUACGCAAUAUAUUUUUAUAACAUAUUUGUAAGCGUAUAUGGCUUGGCCUUUGGACAGAGUCUCUAUCGGACUGAGUGAUGAGCAUCUGAUGAUCAAUGCCAAUGAAAACGGUUUUUAACCAUGUUUCUACUGUCUCUUGAUGUUUCAUUUUAUUCCAUUAAAUGACUCUUGAUGAGAACUUAUUUUGAGUGAAGUGGAUUAAAAGUGUGAUGUGAUCAAUACAGGCAACAUUAACUGUGUCUGAAAGAGUCGUUUUGUGAUGUCAAUGCAGAAUACAAACUAUAAUUAGCGGUUUCUAUUGUAGCAAUUUACUUAAGCACACUUGUAUUGUGUUUUUGCAGAAAAAAUGUUGGUGACCAUCAUUGCGCUGUGCGUGAUAUGUUUUUUCAGUAUAGAUAUUUACUCAUAAGCCUGUUUGUCUAUAAUUAGCCGUAGUUCAUGUAUUUAUUUUCUUUUUAGUGUACCUGUCAGACGUUAACAUGCUGUAACGAGUACGUGUUGAGAAUUUGACAUUGAUUGACCAAAGUCUCAUGAAUAGCCUGUUUGACAUGGGUAGAGCCAAAUUUUGGAUAACGGAUUCUGAAAUUGAGUCCCUUUUGUCCGGUCAUUCAAAUGCUACAUUUAUAAAGUUAAAAACUUGACUGAACGCAAGUGUGGUUUGCAAAUUUGUUUUUAAUAAGACUGUUCUUUAGAAAUUCCACUUUUAUAUUUUUACACUUAAUAAAAUCACCUUACAGUAAA